UUCCACCACCGCACCAAACAUCAUCUUACGAGAGAUACCAUGUUAUUAUUGUAUCACAGUAUCUUUCUUUUCGAAAGAUGUCUUCUUCCACAACCAAUUCGUCUCUUGCACGUUCUCGAAGUCUGCGAGUUGCGCCCAGCAACACCUUGAAGCCAGUGACCGCUUCCGCACCACAACUACAAAUUGGACCUUCGAAUAUCGCAUUGUUUCUCACGAAUCUGCGACUCCUCGACCUUGACCUCCGCGAUGACUGGCCGAACGUUACUACUGUAACCUUUUCCACCAAAGAUUCGCAGCAGAACCAAAAGAAGCGGAUACAAUGCGUCGAGUGGGCAUUGUACCAGCUCUUCGCCUUGUGGGAUCCCGAGCAGGCUCGAGAUAAACUCCAACCAUUCUUCCCUCCACUCGAACCUCUCCAAUCGUUGAACCUACGUGCUGCCCUUUUCCGUUGUCUCGACCAAGCCAAGGAGAACGGGUUUCUAGGACGUGACACGGUGCUUCGAAAGACGAUGUUAGAUGAAUGCAAAGGGGAGAGGCUUGAAGAAGUCCUUGCCGUCUUUUCGAAUGUCGUUCUAAAGAAAGUACUGCAGCAGGGAACCUCUUUCGAACAUCAGGCUCUUGCACAGCAACUUGCGCUGGAAAACUUCUCUUACACCGGAGAGCGAUCAGUGUUAUCUGCGUUGAUUAUGGCACACAAGAGUUCUCUCAGCAACCUCCUGCGUGACAAGAAAGACGCCAAUGCCAAAUACCAUGAUUUCGGAGACCUCCUCGACCUAAACGAACGCCGUAUCGCACGGAGACACGAACAACUGAAGCAAGCUAUUGAGGAGAAUGGAUCGGCCGAUAAUAUCACGGAUUCAGAGGUCAGAAGUCUGCAGGAACAAGUUGAACAAAACUGGUCUGGAAAUCAAGAAUGGCUGGAAACAUUACUCUACGGCGACAAUCGAGCCAAUGCUGAUGGAGUUCUGGCGACCCGGUUUGAGAAAAUAUGGAGCCAUGUCGAGGCAGGUAGUAUUGGCGAGAUUGAGGGAAUCCACAAGGUUGGACUUCUCGAGCAACUCGACGCACGAGUCAAGGACCAGGAGAAUCGUCUGGCAAGAUGGCAGGACUUUGGAAAGACACUCUGCAGGCCUGACGGAUCAUCCCCAUCGAAAAAGCCUGUACUCAGUGCACAACAACAGAAGAUCGAACUCGGAUUUACCAGACAUCAAGCUCUACAGAUUGGACGAGCAGCUUCGGAAAACCGAAUCCGGCCCGCUACAGCGUCUCUGGAUGAAUAUAGUCGCCUGAUUGAGAAUAUGAAGUCGGAGCUGGCAGGCGUUGGUAAAAGCCAGCCUCCAUCGAAACGACCUGUACGCCAUAGUCUCGUCCCCGACAAAGGAAGUUCUCCAUCUCCGUCAACAGUUUCAAUGCAGCAAGAGUCAGCUACAGCUCAUGAUGAAGAAUGGUCAUCCGCAAGUGAUAACGACGAUGUUGUCUCACCAAGUACUACUAGCUAUGCUACAAAAUCUACAUCCAGAACUCCUCCUUCUCAAGGCCCGGUCAACAAUAGCAGAGGAAGACCCGCUCAAAGACCACCCUCGCCCGUUCAGGAAAUUUCCACUAAUCAGUCGAGUCCGAUUCAUGCCAAGGAGGUAUCUAAAAACACUUUGGAGCCGAUUGUGAUUCCCGAAGAUCGGUCACCGUCUCCGCUACCACUUUCACACACACCCCCACCUCUAGAACCGCCGAAGCCAAACGUGGGACAAGAGUCCGAAUCAGAUCUUGCGGAUCAUAUAUUGAACUCGAUCUCAGCGACUUCACCAUCUCCAAAGAAAACUCGUCACACGCUAUCGUUAGCAGAGCGUACUCGAUUGUCGAUGUCUCGCGCUUCCCAUUCACGCUUGUCAGAUCUUCAUGAUGAAUUUGAGGUUGCUGAGCUUCCUCGACUUACCCUUAAGUCGAGGCCAUCUAUGGCUGUGAGAACCGUAGGAGCGGAAUCGGAUUCUGAUAAGCACGCGGAUUUGAUAGAGCGAACAAGGAAGAGCAUGGCAGGAUUCGAGGCAGCUCAGAAGAAAGCACAGCUUGAGAGAAGGAAGAGCGUGAAGGAUGCGAAGAAGAAGCAAAGGGAGUCAAGUUAUUUUCCCAAGGUAGAAGAGGAAGUUGUCACUCCAGAUAUCAGCACCAUUGAGAUGCUCGAGGGAGAUCCAGACUAUGAGAGUGUGUUCAAGAGUCGACCAAAGAUUAAGACUAGUCCAGCUGUCAGUCCGACUAGGAUUUGGGAGGAGAGUGAGGAUUGAUAUCCUUUGUUUGUAUCAUCCACUCCAUGUUGGAGUAGUGGUUUGUGCCAUAGAUUAGGCUAGGGUUAUAGCAUGAAAUUAUGAACAUUACGAGGGCUCAAUGCCACCUUCAGUUCCCUUUCCGUGCCUUCAUGGUCCACGGCUUUGAGAAGCUAUCCUAAAGACUGGCCACUUGGCAUAUGCUCUUGGUCCAAGCCAUUAUCUUUGUGAUGCAUAUAUACAAAUAUAUAACGUCUCUCGUCACAAUUUACUAGGCACCCACCUUGGUUUCCUCUUCUCAACAAAACUCCU
Messenger RNA from Mollisia scopiformis, 2570 nucleotides. RefSeq lists its product as uncharacterized. The transcript is spliced from 2 exons. Bases 78 to 2279 code for a protein of 733 amino acids. The record is from RefSeq and is a predicted model, not a curated record. NCBI's taxonomy places the organism in Eukaryota, Fungi, Ascomycota, Leotiomycetes, Helotiales, Mollisiaceae.